Acanthopagrus latus (yellowfin seabream) is the source of this 1508-nucleotide messenger RNA. RefSeq names its product chromosome 4 C16orf87 homolog (gene hdip1). Bases 261 to 725 code for a protein of 154 amino acids. The transcript has 4 exons. The record is from RefSeq and is a predicted model, not a curated record. Lineage: Eukaryota; Metazoa; Chordata; Actinopteri; Spariformes; Sparidae.
GCAGCAGAAGAAGUCUCCUUGCGCAUGCUCGCAGAUUUAGCAUUUAGUGUACUGUAAUGUGUGUGAGUGUGUGUGUGUGUUCUUCUGAAAUGUGUUUUGUCAUUUAGCUUUAUAGUGUGUAUGUGUGUGUGUUUCUGCAUCCAUGUGUUAGCGUAGGCUGGUGCAAAUUAAUUUGCUGUCCAUGUGUCGCAGAGAAAAGUUGUAACGCCGAGCUACCGUAGAGCUAUCUAUCAUCGGGGUGUCGCUGGAGGAAACCGACUAUGUCGACAAAUAAAACAAAGAAAGUCAAAAUGGCUACUAAAUCUUGUCCUGAAUGCGACCAACAGAUUCCAGUAGCGUGCAAGUCGUGUCCAUGUGGUUUUGUGUUCAUUAGCAGAAAACUCCUAAAUGCCAAAUUAAAUGAGCGGUCUUCUCCAGCCAUAGCAGACAAGCUGGAUUUUAAGCGGAGAAGGACAGAGCGCAUCCGCAGGGAGAGGAUCGACUCUUCUUUAACCAAUGACAUGGAAAACAGGAGAAGAUCCCGGGCCAAUAGCCAAACAGAUCCAAUCCGGAGGGGACGGGGCAGACCAAAAACAGUGGGGCUGAAGAAACAGGAAGAGGAAAAAGAGAAACAGGAGAAGGAAGUGGAUAUUUAUGCAAGUCUCUCUGAUGAGAAGGCCUUUGUGUUUUCUGUGGCCUUGGCUGAGAUCAACCGCAAGAUUCUGGGUCAACAGCUCAUCUUAUAGAUUAAAGCCUGAAUAAAAAAGCGCACACACAGAGAAUCAUAGAAAAGCUUUCAAAAAGCAAGAGGAUGACCAAAGAAGGCAGAAAUUGCUGGAGCUGAACUUUGACUGAGACUCUCAAAGCUGCCGAAGCUUCAGACUGAAGUUGGGGGUGUUUUCAUCGAAGGAAUCUCAGAUCUCCUAACACCUGGAAUGAUACACCCACAACAGACAUGCAAACACAUGUUGCUGGACUAAAAGCUAGACUACGCUUUAUGUGUUGUAAUGACAUAGAGUGUUGUUGAUAGAUCCAGAGAAAGGGAGUAUUGAUGACAUUUCCUGCCUGAGGUACAUACAUCUGUAUAAAUCCACACCAUAAUGUGUUUUAAAUACCUUUUUAAUUUUAAAUGAAUGGAAUUUAGGAGAGUGAGAAACUAAAUAAAUACUACUUUCACUUGUUUGAAGUAAACUGUAUUAUCAUGUGCAUAUCUCCAGUUGACUCCAUGUUAAUGGAAGGGAUAUGUCUGUUCUGCACCUCUAUUCAUUGUUUGUUUGUUUUAUAAACUGAAAUGAUACCUGUGUGAUUGAGACUGAUGCUCAGAAGAAAACCAUUAGUGUAAAAUUGAAUUAAGAUGUUUCUUGGAUUGCCAUUAUUUCUACAAGUAUUGUUCAAACUUUCCUAGAAUCAUACAGGAAGUCCGACAUUAUUGUUGGUAAAUUGAUGUUCUGUUCAAUGGGCCAUAGCAUAAAUACCAUCAUUGUAUACUGUGAUAAAAUCACAAUACAGUAUAUAUUGUUUUUCUACCA